Messenger RNA from Polyodon spathula (Mississippi paddlefish), 2375 nucleotides. RefSeq lists its product as uncharacterized. The coding region runs from base 163 to 1188 and encodes 341 amino acids. NCBI's taxonomy places the organism in Eukaryota, Metazoa, Chordata, Actinopteri, Acipenseriformes, Polyodontidae. Gene Ontology annotation, molecular function: calcium ion binding. The transcript is spliced from 6 exons. The record is from RefSeq and is a predicted model, not a curated record.
CCUGAACAGUGUUUUUCGUUUUUCAAUACGGAUGUGUUCGAUUCCAUUCAAUGGACAUUAGUAGUAAGCUCAGAUUUAGAAAAUUAUAAUACACUAAUUCGGUCAUGCUAUACAUGUCUUAAAUGUUGCUAUUUUAAGUAACCCCGACUGUGGGAUGUGAAUAUGCCGAAGAAAUUAAAGAAAUCUAAACCCAUGAAAAAAGCUUCUGCCCCUGUGCCUGACCUGACAGAAGAGCCCCAGACAGCACAGGAAAGCCUUAGCAAUCCAGCGCCUGGGCAGCCGAGUGACCAGGGAAUAAUGAAGAAGAAAAAGAAAAAGAAGAAACAGCAGAAAUUGACAAAAGAGGAAAAGAAACUGGCGAAACUGGAGAAAGCCAGCAAGGAAUUCCAGUCAAACACUGAUGAGUACGAGCGGUUUCUGGAUCGGAUGGAUAUGUGGAUCAGGGAUCACCAUCGCCUGGCAAUGCAACUCUUCACAGCCUAUGAUAAGAGUGGGACAGGGACUCUGAGCAGCGAGGAUUUUCAGCUGGGCAUGAAGGACCUGGGUAUCCCCUGUGUUGAAGUCCAGCUCCACAUCCUGACUAAACUACUUGAUCACAACAACAAUGGGAGCAUAGACUAUGUUGAACUUGGCACAGGUCUACAAAAAGCAAGGUUCCAUGACUCAAAAGCUGCUUCUGCUGAUGAGGGAGAGGAUCUAGAUGAGGAAAAUAAGGGAGAGGAUGGAACAGAGGGAGAAAGAGACCCCACUGAAGAAUCUAAGCCUGUUUUAGAGUGCACUAAAGAGAAGCUGGAGCCGUGUACUGUAUGUCAGCUGGGACUCUGGAAACCACUGCAGACAGACAGAAGGUUCCUAUUUGUGAAACUAUGGCUCAUAACUUUCGAUAAUGUCAAAUCCCACCCUGGGCAUUUUGAAGAGGUGGUCCGCUCCAGCAUCAAAGUGUACGGUUUGAUAAAAAGGAUUCGAGAGUAUGUGGGAAUUGAAAGCACAAAGCUGAAGAUUUUCAAGGAUAAAACGUGUUCCCAGCAGUCUUUUCUUCCUCCAGACCAGUCUCUGGAAGAAUGUGGCUUUGUUGGGGGCCCUCGGCAAUCUCCUUACCUUGCCACGCUGUACUACGAUUAUACAGUUGACUUUCACGACAGUCCAAUUGUAAACUGUGACCAUUACUUUGGCUUUAGAGGGCAGUAAAAGCUUGGAGGUUGUGCUUUUAUCCACAUCACUUAUCUAAAGCAAGACUUCCUUGUUUAAAUGUAUAGUGUGUGUGAAACUAGUCUGUGCCUAGAACUCUGUUUUGCACAGUUUAUCUGACACCAUUAACAAUGAGUUACAAUGCAGUCAACCAAAUAUUUAUUGAAUUACCAAAAUUCCCUUUCUAACAGUAAUUAAUACAUGCACACUGGUAUAUCUAAUACUUAAGUGGUUUGUUUACAAAAGAUAAACCAUACUGAAAAGACUUGUAAAAGUCUUACAUGCUGCAGUACAUCGACACAAACUUGCACAUAGUAUUGUAAAAGCCAUUGAGCACAAGUAAUUUUGAGACAACUUUUUCUAGUUGAAUGUAACAUUUCCAAGCAAUGUUCACCUCUAAGCUAUUCAUGGGUUCUGGAAUGUUCCAUACUAGCUGCUUGAGAGCUGCAUGAUUAAGAGAGCACAGCCAUGUAUUUGUGUGGUCCUCAGGUCUGAGCUAAGCCACACUCUUCACCCUUUAUUCUGUGUGAGUGUGUGCUAUGACAAGGCAGGCUAAUAGCUUAAGGAUUAAAGCACCAGCACCCUCUAUGUAGCACCUUGGUAGUUAUGCAUAUGGAAUGAUGACCUUCAUGUGCUGGUGCAAGUUGACAUCUACUGGCCACUGUUAGAGCUACCUUUGACACACAGGUAGUGUGAUAGGCUGUUAGAACCAGCAGUGUGUGUGAGUGUCUUAGCUCUGUGUAUGGGGAGCUGUGUCUCCACUUUAAAAGCCUACCUGAAGGUGAAUAGGUGAAUUGUUUUAAAUUAUUCAAAAAAAAAAAAAAAAGCUCUUAAAUGCUUUGUCGUGCCCAUCUUGGCUGCUUCACCUUUCGAUAAGUAUGUGGAACUGCAAUGAGUUUUGUUUGUAGAAUAAAGAGAGUGCUGCUUAAUAAAUAUGGUCAAAGCUGUUACCUUUUCAGAGUUUGAGGUUCUGUGUUUUUGCUGAGAUGGAAAAUUUUACCAUAACUAUUUUUAACAUUACUAUAGUCUGGACUCUUUUUUUAAUGAAUGAAUGAAUGGGUUGACUUUGCCAGCUGGAAACAUAAACAUGUUGUUGAUUUGAAUGACAUCACAUUAUAUAUCUGUAGUGUGUUAUUAAGUUUCCUUUUUAUACAUAUAACAAAUGGGGCCCUUGUCACAAAGAUUUA